Sinocyclocheilus grahami is the source of this 3177-nucleotide messenger RNA. RefSeq names its product leukocyte receptor cluster member 9-like. NCBI's taxonomy places the organism in Eukaryota, Metazoa, Chordata, Actinopteri, Cypriniformes, Cyprinidae. Bases 591 to 2180 code for a protein of 529 amino acids. Gene Ontology annotation, molecular function: metal ion binding. The record is from RefSeq and is a predicted model, not a curated record. The transcript is spliced from 7 exons.
GACAAUUCAUAAUGAAACGGUCCGAGCGGUUCUCAAAUGAACAGCUCACUCGAGAUAUGCAAAAAAGCCUUUCUCCGGCGAAAUAUUGAAAUGCAUUUUAGUUCAUUGUAAACGCAAAUGGCACUUAAUGUUUUAUGAGCGGAAUCAUGGCUUCAAUAGACUGAACUGGGACAAAUUAAAGUACAAUCAAAUGUAUUGUUAAUACAACAUCUAACUGUAAUACUCAGCAGUAUGCGUCUACGUGUCUUCAGAGGAAAAUGGAGCGUGGAAUAUGCUUGGAUAUAAAGGACCACGUGAAGAUAUUGAACCAAACUGUUUAAAAGAACCGAUUCGCGGAAACUAGUCGAACUUUUAUAAUUAUUUUGCCGAAAACUACAAUACCUAGUAGAACCCCAAGACUUUUUGUUAUGUUCAUAAGUCAUUUUGACGAUAAUAGAUAGCAUGACUGCACAACUGCAACGUACUGUAAGUGGCGCUAUACAUUUAGAUUGUUAUGCGCCAAAAAACUAAAGAAGAACCCGACGCCUUAACACCGGAAGGGGCCUUUGUGAACAUUGCCCUAGCAGCACACUCUGUUGAAGCUGUCAAAUAUGGCAUGUGAGGAAACGAGAACUGAGGAAAACCUGACAGAGGAUUCUGACAGACAAAUCCACAUAGAUGAGAUGAAACAAGAAACUAGCCUAAACAUUUGUCAGCACUUCCUCUUGGGCAGAUGUCAUUUUGGAGACAGAUGUCGACUGUCUCACAGUGUACUUGACGUCCCUCAAAGCACACACUCAGAGGAAGAUGAUACAGCCGUCACAGAAAAGCAGAGCAAGACCCAAAAAAACAGAAAACAGAUAAACGCAGAAAAGCAGCAUAUAAGGAAUGAGAAGGAAGGGUGUAAGAAGAAGCCACGCAUGCGUACAGCCGACGAUGUCAUCUCCAGAAUUAUAUGGGACUCCUCAGUGGACCCAGCUGAUUUUAUAGUCGGUCACCUGGACCGUUUCCUUGGGGUGCUGGAACGGCCAUUCUCUGAAUUCUCUUGGGACACUCAGGUCUGUGACUGUGACUUCUCUGAGGAGCUGUCUAUCCCUCGUCAUAGGAUCCAGUACUUCAGCUACAAAGGCCAGCGAGUGUGGGAUAGGGACAGUCGCACUGACAGGAUGUUCGGUUCAACAGGGCAGACUAUUUUGCCCCCUUUUGGUGGUGCGAAUCAGCAUCAAGACAAUUUAGCUGACACUGAACAACACGAAGAGACCACCAACACAGCAGAUGGCCUAGAGCAAGCGACUGAAUUUUCUAAAGAACAGGAUGAUGGUGCAGCUGCAAUUAAAACAAACAAACAAGAACUGGGAGAUGCUGUAGAUCACUCAUUUACCGAAAAUGCUGAAGAUGAUACUUUACUUUUGCAAAAAGAAUCUGCACAAGAAGACCAAAAUAUGUCAGCUACCGAAGAUUUGAAUCAGUUGGCAGAGGAGUUAUCCAUCGCGCCGAAAGAGGAACAGACUGAAAUAGUGGAAGAAUGGAAGGACAGCUGGGAUGGAGAGAGGGGUACAGAAGCAGAGCCAGUAUCAUCCUUGCCACAAGAACCUCGGUCCAACCGUCCACCACCACGCAAAGCCACCCACUUCAUCUGCUUCCGUGUGGACUCUCCCGCUGCUCUCCAGGCCUUUCAGCGCGUUCAGAAAAAGGUUCUCUCCCAGCUUCCUCAGUCAGAGCCGCUAUGGGUGGACCCUGCAACUUUGCACGUCACUCUUUCCUUACUUGUCCUGAAGGGCCCAGAGGAAGUCAGCGCUGCUGCUGAGCUCCUGCGUUCCACAGUCAGAAACUCCCACAAACCCCCAAUUUCUGUGUCUUUCACCCCAAAACUAAAGCACUUUAAUGGGACUGUUCUCCAUGUGGCCCCACAACCCCUGUUCGAUGUCCAGUGCCUGAAUUCCCCUAUCCAAGAAGCCUUCAAGGAGAAGGGCUGGCUACACCGCCAUUCCCGAUGCCCAACAUACCACCUCACCCUGGCCAAAUCGCAGGAGUCCAUGACAGAGAAGAUGUUUGAAGGGAUAGGGUCUGUUAAACUAGCCAAAGAUAUCAACUUCGGGAAGCUAGAAGUAAAUAAACUCUAUCUUUGUGUGAACAGUCAUUCAAACACAGAGAACGGUUUCUAUCAGGUUGUAUGUGUUGUGCAGCUGCCCAAUGUGUAAAAGUGCCUGGUUUAUGUAUCAUCUGAACUCAGGGUUGAUAGUUAAUUACUACAUCAAAUAAUUUAUAUAUUUAAAUGAAACAUUUUAAUCAUGCACUCCUAAAAUUACUCCUCUCCAAUUCCAAUUUUAAAAAUGAUUACAAUAAUUUCUAUAUCAUCUCUGUUGCAGUGAGAAACACUAUUCAGUUUUAUAUCUUUAUAUUCUCUCUUCACAAACUCAAAUUUUGGAUAACACAAGCAUUUGUGACAAUGGAAGCUCUUUAAAUUUAGUCAUAUUAUAUGUACAGCAGUCAUAUUUCAGUGCGGAAGCAAAAUAAAAUUGAAUUGCCAAAGAACUGAACAGCUUUGACAUUUGAAUUUGACAUUGUUAUUGUUAUAAUUUUAUUUAGUUUUCCUAUAUUUUCAGGUUAGUUUAAUUUUAAUUUGUACAUUUUUGUACAAAUAUAACAAGACCUUCUCUUAGUUUAGGUUUGUGUGUGCAUUUGCUUACCCUCUUUUGGGUAAAGAUACACAGCAUUCACCUUCAAUGUACCUGGUAAUUUCUUCACUUUCUGUUCAGGCAUUUAUUGUAAGAUGUUGCUAAGUGAAUUGGAUGUGAGGGUGAGUGUGUAAUUUUUUUAUCGAAAGUGGACUGGAAAUAAGUAAUUUACCAUGUAUUUCAGCUUUGUUUUUAUAGCGCAAGCUCUCAAUUAUUCAGCAUCAAACAAACAACCCUGAACAGCUGUAGAUUUAGCCACUGGAAUGUCUUUGGACCUAUGAAAUUAAAUCAAACUAAAUGACAUGUUUUUUUUUCUUGUGCACGCGUGCUACAUUAGCAGCUCUGUCUGAGAUGUGAGCAAGGAAGUCUUGCAUGCAUAACAUCAUUUUCUCUUUCCUCAUGCACACUACACAUAUAUGAAUGCUUGUGCAGUCUCUUUCUCUCCAUCCCUCCCUCCUGUGCUUCUCCAUCCAGCACCCCUCCCCCAUCCUCACUUGCUUUCUCUUUCAGUGACAACCAA